AUAUCAAAGUUAGGUACGGCCACUGGACGGUAUGUGAGGUACAAUGGAAACAUUUAAAAUGGUCUGCUGUCUUCUUACAUGUGCAUUUCUUUUGCUUUCUGUAGCAAAUUCCCAAAAACUUCGUGGAACGGUUUCAGUUAAAAAUGCAGCACUAGUUAGUUUAUAUAAUGAUGAAACUGUCCUCAAUGGUUCCUCAAAGUACAGUUUGUUGGUUUCGACUUACGACACAAGACCCAACAGCGUUGACAAUGCUUACGUCCUUGAUAGACCUGGACGUUUCUUGAGUGACUUGCGCAAAGUAGAACCCAUUCCGUUCGAUGACCUUUUCAACUGGCCAAGACAAAUGAAACAACUUGAUGAUACCGAUUUCAACUUGGAUACAGUUUUGAUUCCUGAUGGUGCCAACAUUGCCGGAAAACUUAAAGGCCACAUAAACAUCGCAAACGUUACCAACUUCAAAAACAUCAUCACGUACGACAUCACCUCCCCACGCACUCCUAACUUGAAAGUUUCUCAUCAUUACACGGAUGCCAUCUUCAAAAAAUUCUCUCUGGUCGGCGGGAGAGACAUUCUUACUUGCAGAGCUGUCUAUGUGUCAGGAGUAUACAACAAUUCCGAACUUGUCCACCUGAAAAGACCUACCAUUGGAGACCCUCUUUUGGCACCAUGGAAAGAUACGGUACUCAUGAAGCAGGUUUGUGAUGCAAAUCUCGUUGAGAUACAAUUCUUUGAGACAGUCCUCAAAAAAUGGGAUGUAGUAUAUGCAGCUGGUUCCAACACUAAACAACUGAGCAUUAUCUGGGCCGAAGCCAAGAAUGGAACUCAAGGAAACUGGGAUGAUCCAACCCACAUUAGAAUGUUAGCACUGGAGUCAGGGAGGAGGAUUAGUGACGUGCAAGCAGUUGACGUCAAUUACGAUCUUAAAGUGGACAUUAUCGCAACAGUUGAAAGUUACAAUGGAUCCGUCGAAAUCUGGGAACUUCCUGCUAAGGAUUUCAGAUUGGUAGCCAACUACACAAGACGAGUUCUCGACACCUACAAUUCAAGAGCUGGUGUCGGUACUGGCAUGACACCUGGAGCCGUGUAUGUUCAACAUCCAACAUUCAAAAAAGUAGGCAAGCCCUGGAUCUUCGUGGCAGGUGCCGACGAUGGUCGCGUGUACUACUACGUGCCUCUCUCGCAAGAUGUUAAGGACUGGAGGUACGCCAAGAACGUUCUAGUGGACUUGGGAGCAAGACAGAAAGCAAGUGGUCUAGCUGUGGUAGACCUCGACGGAGAUGGGGCCAUGGAAGUUGUUGUCAGCAAUUACGUUGGAGGACAGUUAAUGGUCUACAGUCUUGGCUAAAACGUAUAUGCAGUUUACAAAUUCUCGCUCAAAUGAAAGGAUUUAAUUUUAGAAGUCGUAAAAAGUUUGAAAUAAAAAUAUUGUUAACCUUUUUUGACACGUUUUGUUGAAAGCAAUUGAAAAAAAUGUUGAUGACACUAUUCUGACCUAAAAAGGCGUGACAUUAUCAAAAGAAAAUCAGAAAAUAAAUAAACAGCUGCUCAGGAAAGGCAUUUUUCUACCUUAAUUAUUCGUAAUUAAAGUGACCCUGUUUUUUCGCUUCUAAUAAUUUUAAAAAGUCUACAAA
Molecule: messenger RNA, 1631 nt
Organism: Helobdella robusta
Lineage: Eukaryota; Metazoa; Annelida; Clitellata; Rhynchobdellida; Glossiphoniidae
Exons: 6
Coding region: 44-1345 (433 amino acids)
Source: RefSeq, a predicted model, not a curated record